This is a messenger RNA of Saprolegnia parasitica CBS 223.65, 1747 nucleotides long. RefSeq lists its product as hypothetical. Gene Ontology annotation, molecular function: zinc ion binding. Lineage: Eukaryota; Oomycota; Saprolegniomycetes; Saprolegniales; Saprolegniaceae. The transcript has 3 exons. The record is from RefSeq and is a predicted model, not a curated record. The coding region runs from base 375 to 1694 and encodes 439 amino acids.
UGACAGCCCGCAUCGAUACGCGUUGCAACUCAUUUUACAAUUGACCAUGUUCGGCUCGAGCAACUCCAACAGCUUCUACCCGCCGUCGCCUGCGUUUCGCCAGCCCAAUUCAGCGGCGGUCACGCGGGUCUCCAGCAUGACAGCCGACCCUGCAGCCCGCCGCUGGGCCAGCGACAACGGCCUUGCGAUCAUGAACGUCUCGUGGGAAGACGCCGCGCGCAACAAGCACAGCGCCUACGGGCCCUGCAUCUCGGACAUGACGCUCGUCGUCGAGAACACGUGGAUGCCCGUGCUUCGCGUGCCCAACUUUUCAGAUUCCUUUUCUCAAUGUAGCAACGCAACACUCAACUCCAAUCUCUACGCUAGAUCCGAUCAUGAGCAUCCCAACGAGCAAGAUCAUGGUGACUGUCGGGAACGAGUCGCCCCACGACGUGCCAUUGACCAAGAUCUCGCUGCAAGAGUACCUCAGCAACAUCCACAAGUACACGGAGCUCGAGCGCAGCAUGUACGCGCCAGCGCACGACCACCAAGCCCUCGUGAGCACCCAAGCGUGCUUUUUGCCGAUCGAAGAGGCGACCGGGAAGGCCGAGUUCCACGUCGGUUUGACCAACUACCAAGCCCGCGAGAACGAUCCUGCCGUCCUCGUCCUCGUCUGCACCGACACUGGCACCAGUGCUCAAGUCAUGACGCAGCGCAGUGCGACCUUGUUUUGCAACAACAAGGGCAGCAAGCACACGUUUGUCGCGGAGCGGCUCUCGACCGACCGCGCCAAGCGGGGCGUUGCGACCACGGGGGCCAUGACGGAAGCCGAAGAGGCGCGCAACUACGUCAUGCUCGUCCAGAUCCCGCUCGAGCAAAAGCUGCAGCCAGCGUUUAGCUUUGGUGGCCCGACCACCGGCGGCUUCGGCGGCUUUGGCGCCUCCCCUACCCCGGGCGUUUUUGGCAGCGCGCCCUGUAUGGCUUUUGGGGCCACGCAACAAUGCAACAUGGCCGCGACCUCCUUUGGUAUGCCAGCCGCGCCGAGCUUUUCUUUUGGUGCUGCCGUUCCGUCGACGCCCAACGUCGAGGCCGCGAUGGUCGGCCUCAGCGACGCCAAGGGUCCGUUCCCGAAACUCAGCGCUUUCAGCCACGUCCGGCGCAACGCCAAGUACCCGAUCCGCGUCACGGUGCAGUUUUACCAAGCGACGAGCAACGGUGUCGUCUCGGCCGAGAUUAUCCAAGACCUCGCCAGCAAGAUGGACCACGUCAAGACCAACGCAACCUGGUGGGGCUCGCUCGUGACACCCGGCUCGCCGCCGCCGAUCUUCGGCAGCUCGAUCGUCCACCCCCACGCCGGCGUCAACUGCGACAUGUGCCGGUCCGAAGUCAUCACAGCGCUGCGCUACAAGUGCGCGUUCUGUGCCGACUAUGACGUCUGCGCCAACUGCAUUGAGCGCGCCGACACGCAGCACCCGCAUCCGUUUCUGCGCCUCACCAAGGCGUCACCGGCUUACGGCGCCAAGACGUACGCGGUCAUGAACCGAGCGACCGUGUCCCAUUACGUGGCAUGUUCGUCGUGCACGGCGAAUAUCGUGGGCGUGCUGUACCAGUGCACGCACUGCCCCAACGUCCGCUUGUGCGAAGUCUGCGAGGCGACGACGGGCCAUGGGGACUUCCAGCACCCGCUGAUCAAGAUCUUUCAGGCGGCAAUCUAAUCGCAGGUUGGAGCACUAUCUUUCUCGAUCCUAUAUAAGACGUUUUCCACUUG